This is a messenger RNA of Sorex araneus (European shrew), 939 nucleotides long. Its product is annotated as olfactory receptor 8D2-like. The record is from RefSeq and is a predicted model, not a curated record. Gene Ontology annotation, biological process: G protein-coupled receptor signaling pathway; sensory perception of smell. Gene Ontology annotation, molecular function: G protein-coupled receptor activity; odorant binding; olfactory receptor activity. NCBI's taxonomy places the organism in Eukaryota, Metazoa, Chordata, Mammalia, Eulipotyphla, Soricidae. Bases 4 to 939 code for a protein of 311 amino acids. The transcript has a single exon. Gene Ontology annotation, cellular component: membrane.
GAAAUGGUUACUUCAAAUGCUUCCUCAGUGACUGAAUUUAUACUUGAAGGUCUAACCCAGUGUCCAGAGCUUCAGUUGCCACUCUUCCUCCUGUUCCUGGGCAUCUAUGUGGUCACGGUGCUUGGGAACCUGGGCAUGAUCCUCUUAAUCGCAGUCAGUUCUCAGCUUCACUCUCCAAUGUAUUUUUUCCUCAGUCAUUUGUCAUUCAUUGAUCUCUGCUACUCCACGGUAAUUACCCCUAAGAUGCUGGUGAACUUUGUGUCAGAGGAGAACACCAUUUCCUUUCUGGAGUGCAUGACUCAACUUUAUUUCUUCCUCAUUUUCGUCAUUGCCGAAGGCUACCUUCUGACAGCCAUGGCCUAUGACCGCUACGUUGCUAUCUGUCGCCCCCUGCUUUACAAUGUUGUCAUGUCCCGUAGGAUCUGUUCCAUCAUGAUGGUUGUGGUGUAUUCACUGGGGUUUUUUGGGGCCACAGUCCAUACAACUCGCAUGUCCAUGUUGUCCUUCUGUGGGUCUCAUAUCAUACGUCAUUAUUUUUGUGACAUUCUUCCCUUAUUAACUCUCUCGUGCUCCAGCACCCACAUCAAUGAGGUGCUGUUGUUUAUUAUCGGAGGAGUGAAUACCUUAGCACCUACGCUGGCUGUGCUCAUCUCGUACGCCUUCAUCCUCUCCAGCAUCCUCCAGAUUCGCUCCACGGAGGGUCGCUCCAAAGCCUUUGGUACCUGCAGCUCCCACAUCGUGGCCGUGGGCAUCUUUUUUGGGUCUAUCACAUUCAUGUAUUUCAAGCCCCCCUCUAGCAAUACUAUGGAAGAGGAGAAGGUGUCAUCAGUGUUCUACACCACGGUGAUCCCCAUGCUGAACCCCCUGAUCUACAGCCUGAGGAACAAAGAUGUGAAGAAGGCCCUGAGGAAGGCACUGGUGGGAGGGUCAUCAUCCUGA